AUGAAUAGAAGUUUACGUAAAAGAAAACUAAUAAGCUACUACGAGCCUGAUGAACCACCUUUCGACGAAUAUGUCUAUUGCGAUGAGUGUCGAGAUUUUGUUUAUGAAUAUUGUUCUAUACAUGGAGAGUUACUGGUCAUACCGGAUGAUAAGGUACCAUCUGAAACUGGUUUCCCGUCAUUUGUACCACGCGCAGCGCUCACCAUACCUCGUUCAUUUCUUCAUCUAGCUCAAUCUAUCAUACCAGGAGCAGGUCUAGGUGUAUUCAGCACGUUAACUUUACCACGCGGCGUUCGUUUCGGACCUUACCAAGGACGACAAACCCAGGAGGUCAAGUCCAUGUAUUGUUGGCAGACUCUAUCUCUAACUAUAUCUGUCUAUCCCAUUUUAAAGUUGUACGACGCAAACAACAAGCCGCACGCGGUGAUCGACGCGGAGGACGCAUCCGCCGCUAACUGGAUGCGGUACGUGAACUGCGCGCGGCACUGGCGCGAACAGAACCUCGUCGCCUACCAGUACCGCGGCCGGAUAUACUACAGGACUGUGAAAAUAAUUCCCCGUUUCACUGAGUUGAUGGUGUUCUACGGCAGUGAAUUCGCGAACUUGAUGCAUAUUAGCUUGGGAACUUACAACAUACCGAGCCACUACAAUAAUACAAAUGAAGGAACUAAAAAUGAUAUAAAUCAUUAUAAUGAUAAUAGUUACAAAAUUGAAGAUUCUGAGAUUGACUAUCUCAUUGAAGAAGAGGAUGAUACGAUUAUAGAGUAUGUUGAAGAACUAAGAAAUGCUGAAGAUAAAAAUUAUGACAUUGUUGUAUAUGAUGAUGAAGUAUCAACAGCAGCAUCAGCUACAGCAGAUGAUAAUAAUCAGAUAUGUAUAGAUUAUAAUUUGGAGAAUAACAAUUUAAUUAGUACAUACAACAGUGACCAAACACAACAAAACAAUUUUCAAUGUCACACAUAUGCUUGUGCUCAAUUCUUGCAAAAUAUUAGUACACAAUUACAACAAUAUAUUAGUGAGCAGUGUCAACAAAAUACGAAUGUCCAAUUACAACAAAAAAUCAAUUCUCAAUUACAAAUUACGUUCGCUCAAUUACAACAGAAUAUAAAUGAGCAAUUGCAACAAAUUAUUCACAAUCAAUUACAACAAAAUAAUACUCAAUUCCAACAAAACAGUACUGAAUCACAACAAAAUAUAAAGAUUUACUUAAAUUAG
This is a messenger RNA of Achroia grisella, 1215 nucleotides long. RefSeq lists its product as uncharacterized. NCBI's taxonomy places the organism in Eukaryota, Metazoa, Arthropoda, Insecta, Lepidoptera, Pyralidae. Gene Ontology annotation, molecular function: protein binding. The record is from RefSeq and is a predicted model, not a curated record. The transcript is spliced from 8 exons. The coding region runs from base 1 to 1215 and encodes 404 amino acids. Gene Ontology annotation, cellular component: nucleus.